UGGUACCGAUACCGAGCACUCUGGUACCGGUACCGUUAUUAAGGGUAUCGGUACCGGUACCUACCCCCCUAGCUUACACCAAGAUGGCCGCUGUUGAGAGGCCGCUGCUGGACGCCUCGAACAAGACCCUGAGUGACGAUGGGGGGGUCACACCAAGCACGUCGGUCCUCACCUCCCCCACCAGCACCACCACCACCACCACCGCCACCACCCUCACCACCACCACCACUGCCACCACCACCAGCACCACCACCACCACCACCACCAGCACGGCCUGGCAGAUGGAGGUGCUGAUGGAGCGUCUGCGGAGCAAGGCCGGAGGGUUCAGAUCCCUUGUGGAAUCGGCAAAGGGGAUCAAGCAGGCCAUUAUGAAGAAGCAACACCUCCUUGACCCAGGGGAGAGAGCCACCCUGGGGAGCUGCCUGGACUCCCUGCAGAAGAACAUCAAAGUUACUUCAUUAUCGGCCAUGGUGGAGCGCCUCGAGGCCACCGCAAGGCAGCUCGGCCUCAAAUUCACAGCAGGGACGUCCGGCUCCGAAGUCUUUGUGUCGUGUGAUAUGUUCUACGUGGAGGUCUUGCUGGAGCCUGACGGUCGUGUGAGGGACGUGAAGGUGGAGUUGGCGGGAGACCAGAGCACACACGAGGGCCUGGUGAGUUGUUCAUCGCCGGAGCUGAUGGAGUGCCUCAGCCGGGGGGACUUUGCCGACUUCACUGCCCACCUCGAUGGCUUCUCCUCCAUAUAUCAACUCAAUGCCGACAAGAAGAUCAAGAGCAAGGCAUUCCAGGCGCUGCAGGCCUUGGAGACGGACCUGACCAAGCUGUUUGAGUUGGCGCAGGAGACCAUCACAGACCCCUACAAGCUGGUUCUUAAGUCCCCGGUCGGCCUGCUCCAGCGAAGGCGAGGAGGACACGCCAUGCGACUUGUGUACUUCGUGUCGCCUUAUGAACUCCUUGACGUGGCUGCCGGGCGCGCUGUCACCCUCACCACUGACACGCCACACUCCCGAGAGCUCUCACACUACGUCACGGUGAACAUUGAGGCCUCCAACUCUCAUAAGCUGCAGACGACUACACUCAUGCUCAUAACCAAGCAAGCUAAUGGGAAGAAACUGCCCUCCUUCUCGGGCCUCACCACCGACAACAGUAUGACCCUGCCGGCCUGCUUCUCCCUCAAGCUGCGCCGCCCCAUGCCUGUGUCCCUUGCUCUGCUGCAGCGAAUCAAUGAGGUCACUGGGCUGGAGUGUGUCGACCCCAGCAACCAGCAGUCACUCAUCCCCCUCAUCAUCCAGCAGGCGGCGGACACACACUCCGAAUGCAACAGCAACCGGGGGCUCUUUGUGACCUUGCCCGACCAGCAGCACUGUUACUUCAUGACCAGCGCAGGGGAGGUGCCGGGGGUGAUGGUGACCUGCGUUCCCUUCACACACCCGACGCACAUCACCAGCAUCCUCAUGUGCCUCAGAGCCCAGGCUGCUUUCAACGCUCUCAUUGCCUCCUGCGUUCGGCCUGCCAGCAAGCAAGCCUCGUCCCCCUCAGACCUGGACUCGGCCUACAUCUUCGAGGUCACCGCCGCCAGCCACGAGUACAUAUCUGUGACCUUCGAGCACCCCCAGGAGGAGAGCACGGCCACGGCGGAGAUUGACCUCACCGACCUCUGUAAUGCCCGCUGUCGCCUCCACACGCUGACCCCUGACCCUGGCUUCUGCUCGGAGGAAUAUGUGACCAAGGUUUUGCAGAGGUGUAUGUCGAUCCCCGUGACGAUGAGGGCGGUGAUGCGGAAGGUCGCCAAGGAGGAGCGGAAGGAUGCCGUCAUGAGCGGGGACUCGGCUGUCAUGAUGGGCAGCGGCAAGCUCAACUCCGACUUCAACCAGAACACCACCAAGUUCCUUCUUAACGAGUACGACAAACUGGGGAUGCGCCGGGACCAGCUGAUGGCGCCGCACAUGACCAACCUCAACAAUGUCGUCACGAACACCUCCCACAACUACUACAACACCCCCUUCCCCCCCGGCCAGCACACAGGGACCACCGAUGCGAGUGCCACCGCGUCCACAAACCCCCUGGCAGCCCUAGGGAACGCCGUGCAGGAGGCUGGCACUCCCUUAGGGUACGGCGCGCUACUGGGAGCGAUGGGCCAUAAGUCAAGCAUCAGCCAGCCUUUUUUAGGUGAGGUCAAGUCAGCAAAAGUGAGGAAGAAAAAGAGCGUGUUGGACCCCGACCGGAAGAGCCCCAAGUAUAUCGAGGACGUGAUUGACCUAGAUGAUCGUAGCUCGGACUCGUAUCUGGGCGACGCCGUGUCCAGCCUGGUGGAGAUGAAGCAGCGGGACAUCAAGGUGGAGAAGGUGCCAAGCGUCCUCAGUAAGAGGCGCUCCUCCAAUGACAGCGGCACAACGGAUAUCGCCACCAGCGACCUGGCGGCACUCCGUGAGCAGGUCUACGGCGCCGCCUCAGCCGCGAACUAUGCCAAGAUCAACUCGUACUCCAUCAAGGACAGCAAGGACGUGAAGAAGGUCAAGAAACAGCGGACCGACGGACACGAUUCACGCAAGUCCCCAAUCGUCCUGGACCUCACCGAAGCCGAGACCUCAAGCAAGAAGUCUGGUAGCAGUGGCAGCAGCAGUCACAGCUCCUCAGCGUCACUCAGCGCGGCGUUACUGAAGCGUCCUGGUAUUGAGAUCAUCCCCAUCCCUGGCAGCAACACCCCCAUCUCCAUCCCCUCAUCCAUCACCGUCACCCCUGUUCUCAAAUCCGGGGACGACAAGUACAAGGAUAAAAAGGAAAGGAGGGAUAAGAAGGAUCUGGACCGCAAGGAUAAGAAGAGGAAGCGCGAGGACUCCCCCAGCAACAGCACCUCCAGCAGCAGCACCAGUGGGGGUAGCAGUAGCAGCAGUAGUAAGCCGGCUAAGGUCCAGAUCAUAAGCAGCGGACUCAAGCACUCGUCCUUAUCCUUCAAAGGGGAUGGAAGCAGCAAGUCCGGGCUGUCCGCUAUCACCGUUAAGCCCAGCACGCCUCCUUAUCAGUCCCCCUCCAAGAAGCCCUCCCUCUCGCCAAGCCUCUCAAAGUCCAUUCUACCAGGCAAAGUCUCCGUCAGCCCAACACACAAGCCUAACAAAGUGAUUUACAGCCCAACGCAGAGUGGCGGUCAGAGCUCCUCACCCAAGGGAAGGAGCAGCCCUAAGCCCUCGACAGGAAGCCCGAAGCACCCGAGCAUGUCGCCGAAACACACCAGCCUGGGGAAGCCAAGCAUGACGCAACUUAAGUCCGCCUCGCCGACGUUCUCGAAGCCGUCGCUCUCACCGAAACUCAAGAGCAAGGAGAAGGAGAGGAGUUCAAGCUCGAGCCCUUCCCGCCCUGUUAGCUCAUCCUCAUCCACACCCUCAUCCACCAUAGCAUCCUCGGUCUCGUCCUCAUCCGCUUCCUCCUCAUCCAUAAGCUCAUCCACAUUAUCGUCAUCCACCUCCUCCACGUCUUCAUCCUCACUAUCUGUUUCGUCCUCAUCUGUCACCGUCACGGCAGCGGUCGUUGCCACUACCACCACCACCACCACGUCCACCACCACAACCACCACCACCACGCCCACCACCACCUCCUCCUCAUCCACAUCCUCGUCAUCAUCCGGUUCUGCAGCUCCGAAAGUCAAAACGUCUUCCUCCUCCUCUUCCUCCUCCUCCUCAAGCAAUACAUCAAUGAGCGAGAAGAUAAAAAAUGGCCUCAGCGAUGCGCUAACGAUCACCAAGGUGUCGACGGGUGAAACGGCGUCGUCAGCUUCCCUAUCCUCGUCCUUCCUCGCGUCAACACAACCACAUACCGCACCGGCCUCCCUCGACGACAAGCCUCCGGUCUUCUCGGUUGACAAGGCCAAAGCAUCGCCGCCAAAAAACCGUAAGGGGCCGAGCCUGUCCGACAUCGUGGAUAAGCUACGUGUUGGCGUCGGGAACUCCUCGGACGCAGUAACCAUCAUUGAGAAGAACGACAAGGGGCAGAAGGAGUCCUCAAAGGGUGAUGGAGCCGAGAGCAAGAAAGAGGGGGAGAAGAAGACCGAGUUCACCGUCAAACCCUCGACUGGCGGCCUCAAACUGACGAUCAACAAGGCAAAGAAAAAGGACGAAAGCUCCAAGUCCCUGUCCACCAGCUCCCCCAAACCCACAGUCUCCAAGUCCCCAUCUGGUCUCAAACCUGGAGUGGUGAGCGGACCGGCCUCCAAGAAGGUCUCCAUGUCGAGUCUCCCGCCAAUCCCUAAGCUGCCCAGGUCCUCCAUGUCCAGUGUGACCGCCACGGCUGUGUCUCCGCUUGGCACUACCCUCCCUGGCAUGCACUCCAGCCCCCUGCAGUACCAGCGUGAGAGGACCAAGGAGAAAGAGAAGGAUCGGGUAAAUUCCGCGGACAGACUCAAACCGAAGGACAGCUCGCCUGCUAAGUCCCUAGGCCCCAUCUCCGAGCCCAAGAAGGAGAGCAUAGUGAAGACCCCCCUCCCGAAGCAGACCCCAAAGGAGGACCAUGGUCUGGGUCUGAGCCACAGGAAGCUGGAGUCAUCCGAGACCACGGAGAAACCGAGCAAAACGGUGCCUGAAUCUCGCACUGACAAGCUGGACAAGCCUGGACCACUAAAGGCGGAAGCUGACUCCACUCUUGGGGCGACCUCUGACUCCACAUCCUCCACCAGUAAGACAGCGGACACCUUCAUGGAUAAGGGAAGCAGCACCACCACCACCAGUACCACCACCACCACCACCACCACCAGUAGCAGUAGCAGUGUUACCAAUGAUACAUCCACCACUAGUGCACCGGCUAUCCCUCUGGCAGCCGCACCCUCAUCAUCCAGCGACCUCAUCCGUUCCCAGGACUCCUUCACAGCGCCAUCCUUUAAAUCCAGCAAGGAGGCGAAGGAGGACGGGAAGAGCAAAUCCGAGGCCACACUGCCACCCUACCGACCUCCUGUGACCUCAAGCAGUACCAGCGGGGGGACCGUCGACCACAUUCUUGACCCCACACCACCUCCACUGCCACCUCCACCUCCGCCACCACCCCCACCGCCCUCCUCCACCACCUCCACGACUGUCAGCACACCGGCAAUAUCUCCGCUUCGCCAGGCACCUCUACACACCACUCUAGCGAAGGGCAUUGACAGCAAGGAGCCAGUUGGGGCCGCUAGCCAAGACCCAGUGCCGGAGAAGACCAAGAUAUCGGAGAGUCUUUCCUCCAGUAUCUCCAGCGCCCAGACCACCUCCCUGCCUGGGCUAGGAUACCCCCCCUCCCCCUCUGUCUCCAUCAAGAUCGUGAAGUCCCCAGCACCUGUCCCGUCUCCACUUAACAUGAUCUCACCGCAUUCCGUGGCCUCCCAGCCCUCGCCCUGCAUCAUUGACGACGAGUUGAUGGACGAAGCACUCAUGGGCACUAGGAAGUAAGGGUUCUGAUACUCCCAGUGCUGAUGUGUGUGCUCAUAAGGGUGCUGGAACUCAUUGGCAUGUGUGAGUAAGGGUUCCGAUGCUCCCACUUCCUCUAUGUGUUCAGAAAGGUGCCGAGCUCAUGAGAACACGCGAGUAAGGGUUCUGAUACUCCCACUGCCUCUGUGUGUGUUUGGAAAGGUGCUGGAGUUCGUGAGGACAUGCGAGAAAGGGUUCUGUUACUCCCACUGCCUCUGUGUGUGUCCGUAAGGGUGCUGGAACUCAUUGGCACACACAAGAAAGGGUUCCGAAACUCCCUGUUUGUGUUCGGAAGGGUGCUGAGCCUCCCCCAAUGACAAGUGAAUGACAGGUAAUUUAUUUAUUGUGAGUGAGACAGCCGACCCACAUGUGAGCCCUGCAUAAUGCGUGUGUGCACAAAUGACGACUCUCGGCUGUAUGGUUUGUCUGUAAGGUUUUCAAGAGACUCGGUGUUGCAUCCCUUGUCUUGCCGGGUUAGGGGGAGGAGGCAAUAUUAUCAGAUGACAGCUGCAACCCUUCACUUCCCACGUUUUACUGCCUCUACCAAUGCUUUCUUCCUAUUAAGAGUUGGUGGUACUGUACAGUGUAAAGAAAACAAUAAAGUCUGUCAAGGA
Messenger RNA from Eriocheir sinensis (Chinese mitten crab), 6037 nucleotides. It is a transcript of the gene MED1, whose product is annotated as mediator of RNA polymerase II transcription subunit 1-like. The transcript is spliced from 11 exons. The coding region runs from base 84 to 5405 and encodes 1773 amino acids. Gene Ontology annotation, cellular component: mediator complex. Gene Ontology annotation, molecular function: transcription coregulator activity. Gene Ontology annotation, biological process: regulation of transcription by RNA polymerase II. Lineage: Eukaryota; Metazoa; Arthropoda; Malacostraca; Decapoda; Varunidae. The record is from RefSeq and is a predicted model, not a curated record.